Messenger RNA from Ilex paraguariensis (yerba mate), 1715 nucleotides. NCBI's taxonomy places the organism in Eukaryota, Viridiplantae, Streptophyta, Magnoliopsida, Aquifoliales, Aquifoliaceae. The record is from the annotation of a GenBank genome assembly.
GUCCUUAUAAACACCCGAGUAACUCCAUUGAAUUCCAGCUGGUUGAGUUUGUGCAGCGAGUCUCCAAUUACUUCAUACUCUAGCUAGUGUGCUUACUUCGUAUGCUAUAUUUCAGAAACGCCGUCGCAUAAAGCAUUUCAGCUACCACUACCACCACUGCGAUUCCAGAGAGAGAGAGAAUGCAGAGACCUCAAUAGUCGCCGCAACGCAGAUUUAUUAUCGUCGGGAACCUGACGGCAAGUAAGAUUGAUUCAGAUCCUUGACCGAGGGUUCCCGCGAGAACUUGAUUGAGUUUCUGAGUUUUCCUGAGGUUUUUCUCUCUAUGGCUUCGGAGGAUGUCAAGACGGGUGAAUCCGCGGUUUCGACGAUCGUGAAUCUCGCCGAAGAGGCGAAACUUGCGAGACAAGGAGUGAAGCCUACGAGAGAGCAGAUCCUCAGUAUCUGCAAGUCUUUGGUCGCCGGAGGCGUUGCCGGAGGCGUGUCACGCACUGCUGUAGCCCCAUUGGAACGAUUAAAAAUAUUGCUACAGGUUCAAAAUCCCCAUAGCAUAAAAUACAACGGUACAGUUCAAGGCUUGAAAUACAUAUGGAGAACUGAGGGCUUCAGGGGAUUGUUCAAAGGCAAUGGUACUAAUUGUGCUCGUAUUGUCCCAAAUUCAGCUGUCAAAUUCUUUAGCUAUGAGCAAGCCUCCAAGGGUAUAUUAUUGCUAUACCAACAGCAAACUGGCAAUGAGGAUGCUCAGUUAACUCCUGUAUUACGCCUCGGAGCUGGAGCUUGUGCUGGAAUAAUUGCGAUGUCUGCAACCUACCCAAUGGACAUGGUACGAGGCAGACUGACUGUGCAGACAGAGAAAUCACCUUACCAGUACAGAGGAAUUGUCCAUGCUUUAUCAACUGUGCUCCGGGAGGAAGGCCCCCGGGCUUUGUAUAAGGGCUGGCUUCCUUCUGUCAUUGGAGUUAUUCCAUAUGUGGGUCUCAACUUUGCCGUAUAUGAAUCUUUAAAGGAUUGGUUGAUAAAAUCUAAGUCUUUUGGACUUGUUGAAGAUUCUGAGUUGGGUGUCACCACGAGACUUGCCUGUGGGGCUGCUGCAGGAACCGUUGGCCAAACUGUGGCUUACCCUCUCGAUGUCAUUCGUCGGAGAAUGCAGAUGGUGGGAUGGAAAGAUGCUGCUUCCAUUGUUACUGGUGACGGGAAAACCAAAGCUCCCCUCGAAUACACAGGCAUGAUUGAUGCUUUCAGGAAAACUGUUAGGCACGAGGGCUUUAGAGCAUUGUACAAGGGUUUGGUCCCCAAUUCAGUGAAGGUAGUACCAUCCAUAGCCAUUGCUUUUGUGACAUACGAACAAGUUAAGGACAUAUUGGGAGUAGAGAUAAGGAUAUCAGACUGAUGGGCAGGAAGCUCUGAAAUUUGAUCUUCGAGUGUGCCACUAAGUUAUGGUUUUCCUCGACCAGGUUGGGUAUAUCUAGCCUCCUUCCCGCGUCCAUCGGAGGAUGAUGAUCGAGACCUGUUGUAGUCUUUGGUUAUUUUGCUUCCCCUUAUUUAGCAGUGUAUCCUUCAUUUUGAACAUGCUUUAGCUUUUAGCUUUCAGCUGCUUAUUUAGAUUCUGUGUCAGCAAGUACUUGCAAAGAAUAAUGCAAUAAAUGCAUUGCAAGAAGUGAUGUUUAGGGUCAAUAAAACAUCUCUUUUCCUCAAUGCUAUGACUGAUUUGAUGCAGC